Thlaspi arvense is the source of this 612-nucleotide messenger RNA. The record is from the annotation of a GenBank genome assembly. NCBI's taxonomy places the organism in Eukaryota, Viridiplantae, Streptophyta, Magnoliopsida, Brassicales, Brassicaceae.
AUGGAGACAAAGAAGCCAUUGGAGAUAGUCGCGGACGCGUUCAAUGACCUGGCGGCCAUAGUGAAUUCACGGAGACCUAACGUGCCUGUGAAGCAAUUCUCUGACGCUUGCUCUCUCUUCUCGAGUCUCUUUGGUAUUCUCGAGACGUCCUUCAAGUUUGCCAAGUUAGACUAUGUUGGCAAGGUUAAUGAUCUUGCCGCGGCAUCGCGUUCAAUAUCGACAUUAGAGGUAAUGGUUGAUAAAGAUAUUGAAGCAGGCUGUGUAAAGCGACCUGGUAGUCAUUCAAGAAACCUUUUGCGCAUAAAGCGCGGUCUUGAGAUGAUCAAGGUUAUGUGCCAAGAGUUGUUGGUUAGCGAAGGUGAUGACUCUCUAAAGGAUGCAGCGGUUAAGGCUUACAAUGAAGUGCUUUUCCCUCACCAUCAGUAUAAUAUUCAGAAAGCUUGUGCUACGGGGCUCGACUCUCUCCCUCCCAAGUCUUUUAUACUGUUCAUGAUCGGUGAAACUGAGGAAACGGUUAAGAUACAUAUGCAAAGCUAUGUUACUGCAUCGACACCAGUAAUUGCGUAUAUUGACAAACUCUUCCUCUCCAAGAACUUUGGUAUCGAUUGGUGA